Aplosporella prunicola CBS 121167 is the source of this 1108-nucleotide messenger RNA. RefSeq names its product carbohydrate-binding module family 18 protein. The record is from RefSeq and is a predicted model, not a curated record. NCBI's taxonomy places the organism in Eukaryota, Fungi, Ascomycota, Dothideomycetes, Botryosphaeriales, Aplosporellaceae. The transcript is spliced from 4 exons. The coding region runs from base 286 to 1023 and encodes 245 amino acids. Gene Ontology annotation, molecular function: chitin binding.
CUAUUAACGGCGCGGCAGGCCAAGUUGAAAGAGAACGAAAGACCGAGAUGACACUGGUUGCUGCCUAUUUCAUAGCAUUUGCGGCGUAAAGCCCUCUACAUGGUCACUGCGGCAAAUGCUCAGCGCGCCGGCCUCGAACCACUUCCGAGUAUUGGAUAAUACGACAGCUGACACUCCGUGGCGUGAGGCUAAAAGAAAAUUGCUGAGCGUACAGCCUUUAUAAAGCGCCGAAAGACACAAUUCAGGACUCAGUCACAUAGAAUCUACCUCACACCAACAAUCGACAUGGUAUUUACCACGGCACUGCUCACCAUCUUCCUGCGGAUCAGCUCAUCCGCAGCCGAGCCAAUUCCAGCUAUUCAGUAUCUCCCACGAGUCCUGGUCGCAUCGCCAGACAACACCUGCGGCGGCACCACAGGGUAUACAUGCGUAGGCUCUCAGGCAGGCAACUGUUGCAGCUCUUCGGGAUGGUGCGGAAAGACUGAUGCCUACUGUAACACUUCCGCGGGCUGCCAAACGUCGUUUGGCAAGUGCGUGAGCACAACCAUCUCGCCGGACGGUACCUGCGGUGGCGCGAAUGGAUAUCGGUGCCACGAAGGCGAGUGCUGCAGUUCUGACGGUUUUUGUGGGACGGAAGCAAAGUAUUGCAAUAUCGAUACUUGCCAACCUGAAUUUGGCAACUGCGGCUUCCCUUCGUAUCCACAAAUCUCGCCUGAUGGUACUUGCGGCGGUGAGAAUGGAUAUGAUUGCACCAGCUCGGGAUUUGGAGAUUGCUGUAGUUCGUCUGGAUAUUGUGGAGACUCAACCGCAUUUUGUGCUCAGGGAUGUCAAUCGGCAUUUUCUGCCAGCUGCUUGACCACCAACAUUCCCACCUUGAACGGUGCUUGUGGAGCGAAGAAAGGCGGCUACAUCUGCGCCGGCGGCAGGUACGAAGGACAAUGCUGCUCUUCUGAUGGCUUCUGCGGUUCUUCCUUUAUAUACUGUGGGACAGGAUGCCAAACCGGGUUUGGGAAAUGCACAUGAUGCGGUGGAUGGCAUUGAGCUCAGGAUGGCAUGCCGCGGAGGAUUUUCUGAUAGAAAUCACAUAGUAUAGUUGCAAUCAAACGCC